This is a messenger RNA of Ilex paraguariensis (yerba mate), 7726 nucleotides long. NCBI's taxonomy places the organism in Eukaryota, Viridiplantae, Streptophyta, Magnoliopsida, Aquifoliales, Aquifoliaceae. The record is from the annotation of a GenBank genome assembly.
AUGGCGAAGAAUUACGUGAGAGAGAACGUACCCCUAUCAAGAUUCGGCGUCUUGGUUGCACAGUUAGAGUCCAUAGUUGCCUCCGCAGCGCACAAGCCCCCUGAUCCAAUCCUCUGCUUCGAUCUUCUAUCCGAUCUCAUCUCCGCCAUCGACGAGGAGCCCAAGGAAUCUAUACUCUUGUGGCAAAGAAAAUGCGAGGAUGCGCUCUACUCUCUGCUUGUUCUUGGUGCUCGGCGGCCAGUGCGUCACCUGGCAUCAGUGGCCAUGGCGAGGAUCAUAUCAAAGGGGGAUGGCAUUUCGAUAUAUUCAAGAGCGAGCAGCCUCCAGGGAUUUUUAUCUGAUGGGAAGAAGAUCGAGCCACAGCGAGUUGCUGGUGCUGCGCAAUGCUUGGGAGAAUUAUAUCGCCAUUUUGGGAGACGAAUUACUUCUGGUUUACUUGAAACAACUAUUAUUGUGGCAAAACUCAUGAAAUUUAAUGAGGAUUUUGUGAGGCAAGAAGCAUUACAUAUGCUUCAGAAUGCUUUGGAAGGUACUUGUGGCAGCGGUGCUUCUGCAGCUUAUACAGAGGCGUUCCGUCUCAUAAUGCGGUUGGCUGUUGGGGAUAAAUCAUUUAAUGUUAGAAUAGCUGCUGCUAGUUGUCUGAAGGCUUUUGCAAACAUUGGAGGACCAGGCUUAGGAGUUGGGGAGCUUGACAAUUCUUCCUCUUAUUGUGUUAAGGCCCUUGAAGAUCCUAUAUCAUCUGUUAGAGAUGCUUUUGCUGAAGCCUUGGGAGCAUUGCUUGCUCUUGGAAUGAAUCCCGAGGCACAGGUGCAACCAAGGGGCAAGGGCCAUUUUACUCCAAAGAAACUCGAAGGGUGUUUGCAAAGGCAUUUGGCUCUGCCAUUUAUGAAAGCUAGUGGAUCUCGGUCAAAGGACUUGCGGAUUGGCCUCACCCUGUCAUGGGUAUUCUUUUUACAGGCCAUUCGUCUGAAGUACCUGCACCCAGAUAGCGAGCUGCAGAACUUCGCGAUGCAGGUUAUGGACUUGCUUCGGGGGGAUACUACUGUGGAUGCACAAACACUGGCAUGUGUAUUGUAUAUACUUCGGGUGGGUGUAACUGACCAAAUGACUGAACCUACUCAGAGGGGCUUUUUGGUUCUUCUAGGCAAGCAGCUUCAGUCUCCUGAUGCCAGUCCUUCUAUGCAAAUUGCUGCUUUACGGACUUUAUCCUAUGCUUUGAAAACACUAGGAGAGGUUCCACAUGAGUUAAAGGAGGUUCUUGAUGACACUGUUGUUGUGGCACUUUCUCAUUCUUCACCACUUGUACGAGUUGAGGCCUCUUUAACAUUGCGUGCUCUGGCUGAAGUUGAUCCAACGUGUGUUGGUGGUUUAAUUUCUUAUGGGGUGACUACACUUCGUGCAUUAAGGGAAAAUGUUUUAUUUGAGAAGGGAAGCAAUUUGAAAGUUGAGCUUGAUUCUUUACAUGGGCAAGCUACUGUUCUAGCGGCGCUAGUGUCCAUUUCGCCAAAAUUACCUCUUGGUUAUCCAGCUAGGUUGCCCAUAUCAGUUUUUGAAGUUUCUAAGAAAAUGCUGACAGAAUCUAGUCGGAACUCUGUGGUGGAUGCUGUUGAAAAAGAAGCUGGAUGGGCACUUCUAGCAUCACUAUUGGCUUCCAUGCCAAAGGAGGAGCUUCAUGACCAGGUCUUUGAUAUUCUCUCUUUAUGGGCUGCUCUUUUCAGUGGAAAUAUAGAAUCUGCAAUUAAUCACACAGAAGAUCUGAUAGCUAGAAUAUGUGUUUGGUCUGCCGCAGUUGAUGCACUUACAGCAUUUGUAAGAUGUUUUGUUUCUCCCGAUGCUGUGAACAAAGGCAUUUUACUUCAACCAGUAUUACUAUACCUUAGUCGGGCUUUAUCCUAUAUAUCGUUGAUAGCAACAAAGGAUGAACCAAACGUGAAGCCGGCAAUGGACAUAUUCGUCAUCAGAGCAUUGGUAGCUUACCAGUCACUUUCAGAUCCAUUUGCAUAUAAGAGCGACCACGCCCAGAUUAUUCAAAUAUGCACAACUCCUUUUAGGGAUGCUUCAAGAUGUGAGGAGAGCUCAUGCUUGAGGAUGCUGUUAGACAAGAGAGAUGCAUGUUUGGGUCCUUGGAUUCCUGGAAGGGAUUGGUUUGAAGACGAACUUCGUGCAUUUCAAGGUGGAAGGGAUGGUGUUUUGCCUUGUGUAUGGGAGAAUGACCCACCUAGUUUUCCUCAGCCGGAGACCAUUAGCAAGAUGUUGGUGAAUCAGAUGCUCCUCUGCUUCGGGACCAUGUUUGCUUCUCAGGAUAGUGGUGGGAUGCUGUCGCUUCUUGGCAUGAUUGACCAGUGCCUGAAAGUUGGUAAAAAACAACCUUGGCACACAGCUAGUGUCACCAACAUCUGUGUGGGUUUACUUGCUGGCUUGAAGGCUUUGCUUGCUUUACGUCCCCAACCACUGGCAUUGGAGGUAUUGAGUGCGGCACAGGCUAUCUUUCAGAAUAUUCUGGUUGAAGGUGAUAUUUGUGCUUCUCAACGCCGAGCAUCAUCAGAGGGUCUUGGUCUAUUAGCUCGCCUUGGAAACGAUAUCUUUACUGCCAGAUUGACGAGAUUGCUCCUUGGUGAUGUAUCCGGGGCUACAGAUUCGCACUAUGCUGGAUCAAUUGCUCUUGCCCUUGGCUGUAUUCAUCGCAGUGCAGGAGGAAUGGCAUUGUCAAGUUUAGUACCUGCAACUGUGAACUCUAUCUCUGCCCUUUCUAGAAGUUCAAUCGCUGGUUUGCAGAUUUGGUCUUUGCAUGGGCUUCUUUUGACCCUUGAAGCUGCUGGCUUGUCCUAUGUAUCUCAUGUACAGGCAACCCUUGGCCUUGCCAUGGAUAUUCUUUUGUCCGAAGAGAAUGGAUGGGUUAACCUUCAACAGGGAGUUGGCCGCCUUAUAAAUGCUAGUGUUGCUGUUCUUGGUCCUGAACUUUCCCCUGGCAGCAUUUUCUUUUCGCGCUGCAAGUCUGUUGUUGCAGAGAUAAGCUCCAGACAAGAACCAUCGACACUUCUUGAGAGUGUCCGAUUUACACAACAACUUGUUCUUUUUGCCCCACAAGCUGUUACGGUUCAUUCCCAUGUGCAAAUUCUUCUCCCAACUCUUUCCUCAAGACAGCCAGCUCUGAGGCAUCUAGCCGUGUCCACUCUACGACAUCUCAUAGAAAAGGAUCCGGUUUCCAUUAAAGAUGAACAAAUUGAAGAUGCCUUGUUCCAUAUGCUUGAUGAGGAAACUGAUACUGAUAACUCCAAAAUGAUAUUUAACCAUCUUGCAUGUGUUGCUGGGGACAAGUUAGUUGACUCCCAUAUAACAUUCUUAUGUGAUGCAGAUAUCUCCUCAUCCAUAGCACUCUUCCAGUCAAGAGAAAUUCUUGCUACAUCAUCAGGAAGGGAUGCCAGGACCAAUAACAACUUGGGCAAUGAUCCUUCAAAUGAUCCAAAUGGCGAAACUAGAGGGAAUUUUGGAGAAGAUGAUGAGAACAUGGUUUCUAGCUCUAAAAGCUCGUCCAUUCAGGGUUACACAUUUAAUUUUUACAGUGUUAAUCCUAGAAGAGAUAAGCACCUCAGAUAUCGAACACGGGUUUUUGCUGCUGAAUGCUUGAGUCAUCUGCCUGGAGCUGUUGGAAAGAAUUCUGCUCAUUUUGAUCUUUCCUUAGCAAAAAGACACCCUGCUAAUGAUCUGGCUUCUGGAGACUGGCUAGUUCUGCAACUGCAAGAGCUAAUUUCGCUUGCUUAUCAGGUAAGCACAAUUCAGUUUGAGAACAUGCGUCCCAUUGGCGUGGGAGUUCUAAGUACCAUUAUGGACAAGUUUGGAACGAUAUCAGACCCUGAGCUUCCUGGACACCUCCUACUGGAACAGUAUCAGGCCCAGCUAGUGUCUGCAGUUCGCACUGCUUUAGACACAUCUUCCGGUCCUGUUCUUUUGGAUACAGGCUUGCAGCUGGCUACUAAGAUAUUGACAAGCGGAAUAAUUAGUGGAGAUCAUGUUGCAGUGAAGCGAAUAUUUUCAUUGAUCUCACGUCCACUGAACGACUUCAAGGAUAUGUACUAUCCAUCAUUCGCGGAGUGGGUGUCCUGCAAGAUCAAAAUAAGACUUCUAACUGCCCAUGCUUCUCUCAAAUGUUACACUUAUGCCUUAUUGAGGAGACAACAAUGUGAGACUCCAGAUGAAUAUCUAGCACUGUUACCGUUAUUUUCAAAAAGCUCGAGUGUUCUGGGGAAGUACUGGCUCUGCACUUUGAAGGACUACACUUAUAUCUGGUUCCGCUUGCAUUCCAAGAGAAACUGGAAACCAUUUCUUGAAGGAAUUCAAUCGCCGUUAGUUUCAUCAAGGCUGCAGCUUUGUUUAAAAGAAGCCUGUCCAGUAAUCCUGCAAGCGCUUGUGCUUGAUGCAGUUCCUGCUAAUUAUGAUGUGGAUGGAUCUUUGAACUCAAUUGAAAACAUGUCAAAAAGUAUCUUCCUUUCUGGGUGCAGCAUGGUUGAGUUACAACCAGAAGAAUUUCGGUUUCUGUGGGGAUUUGCUCUGCUUUUUCUAUUUCAAGGGCAAGAUGCAAUUCCUAAUGAAUAUAAAGUACCAGUGGAUUCUUGUAAAUCCAAAUUCGGUGGUGACUCUCCAGUUGAAGAUACAAAUUCUUUAGCUUUGAAGUUAUAUGAAAUUGUAUUACCAGUGUUUCAGUUUCUCUCCACAGAAAGGUUCUUCAGCAUGGGAUUUCUUACCAUAGAUAUCUGCAGAGAAUUGCUGCAGGUUUUCUCAUAUUCUAUCUUCAUGGAAGAUCCAUGGGAUAGUCUUGCAAUCUCUGUGCUAUUACAGAUUGUGCAGAACUGCCCCAAAGAUUUCCUUGAAACAGAAAAUUUUGUGUAUCUGGCAAUGGAACUUUGUUCGGCUUUCCUCUUUAAAUUCUUCCAGAGCACCAGUGCAGUUUCUCCCUAUCAUCCGAACUUGGAGGAUAUGAUUUCUGUGGCAUUUGUUACAGGGACAACCCUCUUGAGACGUUUUGAACCUAAGAUGCAAUUAAAAUUGAUGUUGGCAUUUCUCUUAAUUGGUUACAAGUGCAUUGGGGGAGGUUCAACUGAGUUACUCUUUUCAAAAGCGAAUGAUUUUGUCCAGUGUAUCAGUGCUUUAUUGAAGAAGCACGUUGAUGAUAUAUCUGAACUUGGUGAUGAUGGAGUUAGCUACUUGACAACAACAAUCAGAGUGUGCACUAAUGUGAUAGCUGAUUUAAUUAAGAAUUGUAUUAGGAGCAUUCAUCAAUUGGAGGAUAAGAGGUCCAACUUAUGUAAAGUGCUGCUAAGGAAACUAGCUCUCUCUCUUGAACAAAUUUCUUCAUUUGCUAAGUUGGCUUAUGAACUUCCACGUCUUGGAGAGAACCAAAAUAGUAGGCCCAUCUUUUUGGCUGUGCUACAACUUUGCACUCGAUGUAUCCAGGUUGUUCUUACUGAUUAUGACAUACAGGUUCAAGCAAUUGGGUUGCAAGUGCUAAAGAACAUGCUACAAAGAGGCACCAAUGCAGAAAACAACUUUUUCAUAAUAUUCUUUGUUGGGGAGAGUCUUAGAGAUAUACUCACUGUAAUCCAAAUGGUUUUAAAGAAACCCAUAAACAGGGAAGCAGUGGCUAUUGCUGGGGAGUGUUUGAAAAUCUUAAUGUUUUUGCAAACAAUGUCACAAGAUAACGAAUGUCAGAAAGGUCUUAUGCAUCUGCUUUUGGAAGUCAUUGUCUCUAUCUUUUCAACAUCAGAAGGCAGUCUUUCUCAGGAAGUCAAUGAUUUAAGAAGCACGGCCAUAAAGCUUGUAUCUCAACUUGCUCAAAUUCCAUCCUCAGCAGUUUGUUUUAAGGAUGUAUUGUUAACAAUGCCUAUGACACAAAGGCAGCAACUUCAGGGUAUAUUCCGUGCUUCAGUGACACAAGAUCAGAAUCCCACACAUAUGAAAUCAAUACUCCCACCUUUAGUGAUAAAGAUACCAGCACAAACAGAGGAAAUUAAAGAGAGAAAUUCCCUUCCAACCCCCAGAACACAGUCUGAUAACGAUGACGAGGAAGAGGAAGAUGAUUGGGAUGCUUUCCAGUCUUUUCCUGCCUCUACAAACGAAGUUUCUUUGAGUUCAAAUGUCGGAAGUGCUGCAGAAGAACCUAUCUUGACUGGAGACUCCUCCUUUUCAGGUUCCAGUACUGUAAGUAAUGUUCCCAUAGAAAACUCUAGUUCCCUGCCUCUAAGCAAGGUGGGGGAAAUCACUAACACAGGUCGAGAGGCCAUUGAAGAGGAAACAACACUUGAUGCAGUAGGUGGCAGUUUUCAGAUAAUUGAGCUUCACGGUUCACAAGGUAGUAGCCAUGAUACCGAGCAAUGUGAUGGCCACACUGAGGACAGGGAUGGAGAGGUGCUAAGUCAUGAAAAUAAUCAAACGUUGUUUGAUACUCAAUCUGUGGAAGUUGCAGAAGCAAACAGUGGGCCUUGUGCUGGUCUUCUUGAUGAGAAAAUUGGAGCAGUGCCAAGCCAUGAAAGUGAUCAGGCCAUGUCUGAUCUUCAACAUGUUCAAGUUGCAAUAGUAUCCAGUGAGUCGUGUGAUGAGCACAGUGACAAAACCAGAGCAAUGUUACACAAUGAAAAUGAACAGGCCUUGUCUGAUCUUCAACCCGUUGAAGUUGCAUCAAAACAUACUGAGCCAUUUAAUGAUCACCAUCAGGAGAGAGAUAAAGAAGUCCCAAGCCUUGACAAUGAUCAAUCCAUGUGUAAUCUGCAAUCUGUGGAAGAAGUUAUAGGUUUAAUCCCAGUCAAAAUACCUGAGAAUGCUGAGCAGAGCAAGGAGAGCCCCUGCUGAAAUAGAUGAUCUCCAACUUGCCUCAGGUCCUUUACCAUUCGAAUAGUCUUCUGGAAAGGCAGAGAAUGAAGGACAUACAGUACAUAAUUCGGAGUUGAUUAAGACAUUGAUGACUGAUGAGAGCACUAGGCCACAUGAGGAAGUGGCAUCGGUUCAGGAACAACGCCAAGAUGACAACGAUAAACCAAGCGUUUGUCGUGUUGACUGUAUAAAUUUGUUUAGGUGGCGUGCUGUUACUCCAAGCAAUGGAGAAUAUUAAAUUUUGGCAUGGCCUCAAGGUAGUCUCCAUCGAAUUGACACUCUGGAUGCUUAUAUAUGACAUGGUUGCCUGAGAGAGGGAAUUAGGGGUUGGGUGUUAUCACUGCAGAAUUGCUUUUAACUGCUUGUUCUGAAGGUUGUCCUUUUUUUUCUCGAUAGGACUCUUAAUCUGUAGUGAGUUCCAAAAACUGCCCAUUCUUUAGUUCUUGGUCCAAUUGGUACUAUAGCGUUGCUUUGGAUAGUCGAAUAGUUUGAGCAAAAAGAGCUCUACUCAACCGUACCAGUUUGUGGGUGUAUGGCUGUGGAUGUCGAAUGCUCCAUGAUCGAGUUCAAAAUGUGACCCGAAUUUUGAUGUUCAUCUCCAGGAAGUUGUACCCUACUAGAAGAUACAAUGUGCUAAAUCUGAAUGUCAUUGUUCUCAUCGAGUGAAAUUACCCUUCUACUCUUUUUUCUGAUCUUGAUGGCUCUGUUGAUUGUUAUUCACUAUGUCACAGUUGGACAAUAUGUAAAAUUGGCCUGUUUUCCUUCGAUGCAGCAGAUUCAGACGUGAAAGAAAAAGAUGCCAUUUCCUUCGCGGGAGAAAAUUGAUGUUUGAACGAGAUACGUUUUGAUGAGAUAUGCCAAU